AUGAUGAAACCGCGUUCGCAAACGCUUCGAUUCGUGAACGGGUACGCGAUAUUAACCGACGACGCGACGUCUUCGAAACAAAAGAUGAUUUCGCCGCACCAACAAAACGAAACAGAAGAAAUUUUGGUUGAAAAUAAGGAGAAGGCGACAUGUUCUUUCGUUCCGGCGUACGUGGCGUUAGAUCGCAUCGUGCUUCGAUUUUUCGCGAAAUAUACGGAGAUUGUGCACGAUAGCGCGACGGAGACGUCUCGCGAACGGAGAGUGGUUUUUAGAGUGUACGCGGAGGAUCUCACGAUUGACGCGACGGAGCCGAAACAGGAAAAUUCUGGGUUGCAGCAAGGGUUGUAUUUGAAGAGGACGAAGUGCGAGGAGGUUUUUAGCGAGCAGUUGAGAGAAGCUUUGGUGGUUAAAAGCAACGAAAUAGGUGGUGGAGAUACUGCCGCAGAGGUGAAAAGAGUAGUCUUGGAGAUGUUGAAAGUUGGGAACACGAUUACCGUGUGCGGGCGCGCGUUUUCGGUCUACGCGUGCGACGGAUUUACUCGCCAGUUUUACGAAGAGGGCGAAGAAAUGAGUAUGCCGCCAAACGAAACGAACGAACACGAAAGUACUUCUUCGCGCGACUCCAAAGAUGAUUUUGAAAGCGGCGUCAAUAACUCGCUCGCUUUUAAGCGCGCGAAAGGGCCACCGAACGCGAGGUUGGACGAUAUGGCUCGAUUUACCGAGGCGAAGCUCGGGCGACCGAGCUCGGCGUUGGGUCCGGACACCAGAAAGAAAUUUCUCGAACACGACGGGGAGGUUUUACGGUUUUACGCCACAUGGAAAGGAGAGAAAGACGAGAGAGAAGACGCGACUGAUGACGAGAAGCGAAUGUUUUGCGUGCACUAUUUUCUCGCGGACGAUACGGUGGAAGUUAUCGAGAAAGGCGGACGCGCGCUUUUGAGACGAGGAAAACUUCCGAAAAUAUCAUCAACAUCAGAAAGAGAGAAGAAAACAGAAAGAGAACAGACGAUACCGACACCAACACCAUCUGCGAAACCGUUAGACUUUUCCGUGUGCUCGAUUGGUAGCAGCGAACGAAUCCCUCACAUCGUUGCAAACGAGAUUGUCGUCGGUCAAACCGUCAACGUCUACGGUCGAGACAUGUUCAUUUACGGUUGCGACCGAUCCACGGAGGCGUGGUAUUUGAAAAUCCACGGGGAGAACGCGAUCGCAAACAUCGACGUUUCGAAACCGGAAACACCCAAGAAGAAGAAAGAAGUGCCUCGACACGAGGGUUUAGCCAUUGGAAGCGAAGAAGAUACGUUGCAAAACUGUUUGGCGUUGAAUCCAAAGCCGCCGAAGAAGGAUUAUCGCAAGGCGUUUGAGAAGGGCGGGUGCGUGUUGCGAUUUGAAGCGAGGAUUGUUCGCGGCAAAGAAGAUGAUGGAGACGGGAAGAAUAUCGAUCCGCCGUGCUCAUCUCUUUCAUCAUCGUCCAUUAUCGUCCCUAACGGCGGCGACGGAACCUCCGAUGCCUCCGCGAACGAUUUUAAGCGUAACUUUGUGCUCUCGUUUUUCCUCGAGGAUGACACGGCCUCGGUAUUUGAACCUCCCGAGAAGAACGGUGGAAACGGUGGGAAAUUCCUCGAAAGAGGCAAAAUUCGCGAUAGCCAGACUGGUAAGGCGUACAGCACUGAAGAUAUGUUCGUAGGAAACGUUCUCAAGUUGCACAAGCGGUGCUUCAAGUUAGUCGCAGCGGACGCGUUUACGUUGAAAACGCUCGCCGAGGGACGCUACUAA
This is a messenger RNA of Bathycoccus prasinos, 1776 nucleotides long. RefSeq lists its product as hypothetical. The transcript has a single exon. NCBI's taxonomy places the organism in Eukaryota, Viridiplantae, Chlorophyta, Mamiellophyceae, Mamiellales, Bathycoccaceae. Gene Ontology annotation, molecular function: alpha-tubulin binding. Gene Ontology annotation, cellular component: axoneme; mitotic spindle. Gene Ontology annotation, biological process: cilium-dependent cell motility; mitotic spindle organization; mitotic cytokinesis. Bases 1 to 1776 code for a protein of 591 amino acids. The record is from RefSeq and is a predicted model, not a curated record.